Molecule: messenger RNA, 2332 nt
Organism: Ilex paraguariensis (yerba mate)
Lineage: Eukaryota; Viridiplantae; Streptophyta; Magnoliopsida; Aquifoliales; Aquifoliaceae
Source: the annotation of a GenBank genome assembly
GCCACAGGUACAAAUGGCCACCUUAUCUCUUUCCACGCUCACCUUUGAUGUUCUUCAGCUAAGUCUCUUGCAGUUAGUUAAAACCUUGUGAAGUUAACGAACUUCUGAUACUUUGUCCUACGAUGAAACCUUCUUUUUUCCCUGAACAACUCCAACUAUAAAUAUGUCCAAGCCAAUUCGUGCACCAACAUGGGUUUCCAGGAGAAGACUCUUCGAAGAUAAACUAUGGGCACUCCACAAAUGCACAAACAUAAACCACUUGAAGCAAGUUCACGCAUUCGUAUAUAAAUUCAACCUUCACAAAGACCCAUUUGUCGCGCGAAAACUCAUCUCCGCGUUCUCGAGUUGUCGCCAAAUGGUAUUGGCUCUCAACGUUUUCAAUCAAAUUGAAGAGCCUAAUGUGCAUUUGUACAAUUCCAUGAUCAGAGGCUACUCUGAAAACUUUCAAUCCUCACUAGCCUUUGCAAUUUUCUUCGAAAUGCAAAGUUGUGGUGUUUUGCCCGAUAAUUUUACGUACCCGUUUCUUUUAAAGGCUUGUUGUGGGCAAUCUUGGCUGGAAAUUGUGAAAAUGGUUCAUACCCAUAUUGAAAAAUUUGGGUUCUCUGCGGAUAUAUUCGUGCCCAACUCUUUAAUUGAUAUCUAUGCGAAAUGUGGUUCUUCAGGUGUUAAUUAUGCUAAGGGUUUAUUUAAUGUGAUGGUAGAGAGAGAUAUUGUUUCUUGGAAUUCUAUGAUUAGUGGGUUGAUGAGAGCUGGUGAAUUGGACGAAGCUCGAAAAUUGUUUGAUGAAAUGCCCGAGAGAGAUACUAUUAGUUGGAAUACUAUGUUGGGUAUGUAUACAAAGGCUGGAGAGAUGAAUAUGGCGUUUGAGAUUUUCAAGAAGAUACCCGAGAGGAAUGUUGUUUCUUGGUCGACCAUGGUUUCGGGCUAUAGCAAAUCUGGGGAUAUGCAAUUGGCUGGAUUAUUGUUUGAUAAGAUGCCUGUGAAAAAUUUGGUAGCGUGGACUAUAAUAAUAUCUGGGUAUGCUGAAAAAGGGCUUGCAAAGAAGGCAAUUGGCUUGUAUGAUCAAAUGGAGAAGAGUGGAUUGAAUCUUGACGAUGGUACUAUUAUUAGUAUUUUAGCUGCUUGUGCAGAGUCUGGGUUUCUAGGAUUGGGUAAGAGAGUUCACGAAUCCAUCGAGAAAAACAAAUUUAAGUGUAGUAAUCAAGUGUGCAAUGCUUUGAUUGAUAUGUAUGCCAAGUGUGGCAGCUUGGAUGCAGCAUUGAGAGUAUUCAAUGAGAUGAAGAAGAGAGACUUAGUGUCUUGGAAUGCUAUGAUCCAUGGGUUAGCAAUGCAUGGACAUGGCAAGAAAGCACUUCAGCUUUUCUCUAGAUUGAAUAAAGAAGGUUUUGCACCUGAUGAAGUGACCUUUGUUGGUGUUUUAUGUGCUUGUAAUCACGCGGGGUUUAUUGAUGAGGGAAAGCAUUAUUUCUAUACUAUGGAGAGAGAUUACGGGGUUGUUCCAGAAAUUGAACAUUAUGGUUGCAUGAUUGACCUUUUGGGUCGAGGGGGGCGGCUUAAGGAAGCAUUGAGGCUGGUGCAUAGCAUGCCAGUUGAACCCAAUGCUAUUAUUUGGGGUGCCCUUUUAGAGGCCUGCCGAAUGCAUAAUGCUGUGGGACUUGCAGAGGAGGUUCUUAAUCACUUGGUUGAAUUAGAACCAACGGAUGCAGGAGACUUUAAUACAUUGUCAAAUAUAUAUGCUGCAGCUGGAGAGUGGGGCGGUGUUCCUAAUGUAAGGUUGCGAAUGAAGAAUACUUGCACACAAAAGCCAUCAGGAGCUAGUUCAAUAGAGUUGGAUGCUGAGUUUCAUGAAUUUACUGUAAUGGAUACAUCACACCCUAAAUCAGAUGGGAUAUAUGAGAUGGUCAAUGGAUUGAGCCAGCAUAUUAAGCAGGUUGGUUAUGUCCCAGUGGCAUGUUGCUAAAGUGUUUUCCUGAUAAAGUUUGAGAGGACACUGUAUUUUUUUUUUCUGGCAAGUGAGAGGACACACUAUUACGAUGAUGGCUAUGGUGCAAAGGAUCCCUUUUCAGAGUGGCAAGAGCUGUUUGGGUAAGUCCAAGAUUGAAGAAUGUGGAGAAAGUCCUUGCAAAUGCUCUGGUUAUGCUCUUUGUCCAGGCAUGAACUGAGGUUUCUCCUAAUGUAAAAAAGAUUACACCGUUCAUUUUUUUUGAUUCCGUUCGUUGUUCAUAUACGUAUAUUUAACAAAACUUUGAGCAACUUGUUAAUGAUCUUGCUAUAUUUGUGAAUAAAAGAAUGUAAGUUUUAAUUAGUGAUGUAGAACCUUGUUUUGUGCAUU